AUGGUGCGGCUCGAGGAGCUGGACGGCGACGCGCCGCCGGACCUCGAGGAGAUCCCCGGCGCGGAGAUCAGCGUGGAGAUCAAAUCCCACCCCGGACUGUGGCUCGCGUCGGAGGCGGCGCUCGACGAACCGAAGGUUGGGCUCCUGGACAAGGGCGUCACGCAUCUCCUCUCGUUCGGCGCUCUGCGUCGCGCGUCGCCGACGCGCCGUCAUCAAGUCUACGAGCGCGCGGAGAACGGCGCGCUCGUGACGCACCUGCGCGCGGCGUGCGAUUUCGUGAGAGAAGCGAUCGAGGGCGGCGGCGGCGCGCGGGGGAACGUCGCGGUCGUGAGCGAGGAGGAGGGCGAGGACGCGGCCGCGUUUCUGAUCGCCGCGUUCCUCGUCGUGGAGAAGCGCGUCGAGACCGUGGACGACGCCGUCGCCGCGGUGACGUCGUCGCGGCCGAGCAGCGAGCUCGCGACGCACAAGGAGUUCGCGAAGAACUUGAAGUUCUUAGCGCGCAACGGGAUCCCCGACUGGGCGUAG
Molecule: messenger RNA, 525 nt
Organism: Micromonas pusilla CCMP1545
Lineage: Eukaryota; Viridiplantae; Chlorophyta; Mamiellophyceae; Mamiellales; Mamiellaceae
Exons: 1
Coding region: 1-525 (174 amino acids)
Source: RefSeq, a predicted model, not a curated record